Molecule: messenger RNA, 2128 nt
Organism: Mercurialis annua (annual mercury)
Lineage: Eukaryota; Viridiplantae; Streptophyta; Magnoliopsida; Malpighiales; Euphorbiaceae
Product: importin subunit alpha-4
Exons: 10
Coding region: 216-1826 (536 amino acids)
Biological process (GO): NLS-bearing protein import into nucleus
Cellular component (GO): cytoplasm; nucleus
Molecular function (GO): protein binding; nuclear import signal receptor activity
Source: RefSeq, a predicted model, not a curated record
CAGCUAAUGGGCCUAAAUCUGGAGAACUUAAUGAAAAAGGCGAAGAAAAAAGCAAAAACAUGAACAAGUUACCAAACCAACACGGCACAUCCAAAAAAUAUAAAUCCCAAAACUCGCAGCAUUGUCCUAAACCACCUGAUUUCUCUGUGACAUUUCAUCGAACACAAAACCAGCAUUACUUCUCUCGCUAGAAAACUCACAGCAAAACACAAAAUAUGUCGCUGAGACCCAGCACAAGAACAGAGGUCCGCAAGAAAUCUUAUAAAACAGGCGUAGAUGCUGAUGAGGCACGACGGAGAAGAGAAGAUAAUUUAGUGGAGAUCAGAAAAAAUAAGCGAGAAGAUAAUCUUUUGAAAAAACGACGAGAAGGGCUUUUGCUUCAAUCGCCCAAUUUGCUUGAUCCUUCUCAAAAUGCUGCCGCGAUUGAAAAAAGGUUAGAGAGUAUACCCGUGAUGGUUCAAGGAGUAUGGUCGGAUGAUCCUGCUUCUCAGUUGGAAGCAACUACUCAAUUUAGAAAGUUGUUAUCAAUUGAACGCAGUCCUCCAAUUGAUGAAGUAAUUAAAGCAGGUGUUGUCCCACGGUUUGUGGAGUUUCUUAGAAGGAAUGAUCUGCCACAGUUACAAUUUGAGGCAGCAUGGGCUUUGACAAAUGUUGCAUCCGGGACAUCAGAGCAUACACGGGUUGUCAUUGAGCAAGGUGCAGUUCCUAUGUUUGUGCAGCUUCUUGGUUCCGCAAGUGACGAUGUCAGAGAGCAGGCUGUGUGGGCUCUAGGUAAUGUUGCUGGUGACUCUCCAAGCUGCAGGGAUCUUGUUCUUGGUAAUGGCGCUCUAAUGCCAUUGCUAUCCCAGUUAAAUGAACAUUCAAAACUUUCCAUGCUUCGCAAUGCUACCUGGACAUUAUCGAAUUUCUGCCGUGGCAAGCCACCAACGCCAUUUGAACAGGUGAAGCCUGCAUUGCCAAUUCUCAGGCAACUAAUCCACUUGAAUGAUGAAGAAGUUCUGACAGAUGCUUGCUGGGCUCUCUCCUAUCUUUCUGAUGGUCCAAAUGACAAAAUUCAAGCUGUGAUUGAGGCUGGUGUUUGCCAACGACUAGUGGAGCUUCUACUUCAUCCAUCACCUACAGUUUUAAUACCUGCCCUUCGCACUGUGGGAAACAUAGUUACGGGUGAUGAUUCUCAGACUCAGUUUAUAAUUGAGAACCGAGCUCUUCCCUGCCUCCAUCAACUGCUCAUUCAAACUCACAAGAAAAGUAUCAAGAAAGAAGCUUGUUGGACGAUUUCAAAUAUUACAGCUGGAAAUAAAUUACAGAUACAGGCUGUUAUUGAGGCCAAUAUUAUCCCUCCCCUUGUGCACCUUCUCCAACAUGCAGAGUUUGACAUUAAGAAAGAGGCUGCAUGGGCUAUCUCAAAUGCUACCUCUGGAGGGUCACAUGAACAAAUUCAAUAUCUAGUCAACCAAGGCUGCGUUAAGCCCCUCUGUGAUCUUCUAAUAUGUCCGGACCCAAGGAUCGUUACAGUUUGCCUCGAGGGCUUGGAGAACAUUCUAAAGGUGGGUGAAGCCGACAAGGAAAUGGGAAUCAACGACGGGGUCAAUCUUUAUGCACAAAUGAUCGAUGAAUGUGAAGGACUUGAUAAAAUUGAAAAUCUGCAAACUCAUGACAACAAUGAAAUUUAUGAAAAGGCGGUGAAGAUUUUGGAGAGGUAUUGGGCCGAGGAAGAUGAUGAACAGAAUAAUGGCCAAGAUGGUGGUGGGGAUCCCAAUCAGCAGGGUUUUGCUUUCGGAACCAACCAGGCAACUGUUCCUCAAGGUGGCUUCAAAUUUGGGUGAGGUGGUGGGUAUGAGGCUCUGUGUAUUCUUCUUCUAGUAUUAUUUUUUUUCUCGAAUCACUUAGCUUUUUAGGUGUUUUGCUUGCUUGGGAUGUUAUAAAAUGUCUAGUAUACUUAUUCUUAUUGCUGCCGAGGGUCAGGGUUUUUGGUCUGGCACAUAGGCCUUUCUAUUAUUUAUUUGUGGGGUUUUCUCAAAUGUGUUCCAAACUCUAUUCUUUUCCUAUUAUUUCAUAGGGAAAAAAAUGAUAUCUAUUGUUGUCUUUAUGAGAAAUUAAUCAGAAAUGUCUUAUUAUUUUUUUGCAA